CUCGCCCUCUCUUUCUGUGUGUAAGAGAGCGAGGGUGGGGGACGGAGGCAGGCAGGCGAGCAGGCAGAGAGGGGAAGAAGAGAAGGGAAGCUAUUAAACACACACACACACGCGCGCGCGCUCACACACCCGCCCCAACCCCCAGAAGCCUCGGGAUUGCAGCUGUUUCAUGUGGGGCAGCAGUGCCGGCAGGGACGCCGGCCGGGAGCGGCCGGGAGCGGGAGCCGGGCGUGGAGAGCGCGCGGCUGGAGGCUCGCUGGGGCUCCGCUCCCCGCGGGAGCUAUUGUUGGUCUCGCCGGAGCUGAGCGCAGAGCCCGGACUUGCUCCUUCCUGGGAGCCCCGCUCCGGCUCGCGGAGCAGAGGAGCCGCGCGGCCGAGAGCGAGAGGAGCCACCGGCGCGGCGCCUCGCCUCCCUGCCGCCCUCCUCCCCGCUUCCCCGGCGGUAGCAGCCUGCAGCCACGAUGGAAAAACUGAGAAUCAGAGAGGGCUAGUGAUCUCUCGGACACUUGGUCAGUAGAAAAGAUCCUGCACCGUCCUCCAGGAUCCAAUGGCCUUGGGGAAAGGGCUGCAGGGCCGACAGACAUUGCUGACUCUUCAGAACGUGCUGACAUGGAGCCAGGUAGACUGAAAUUACCAUGUGUCCAAAUUAAAAUUGCAUACUUCAAGAAUUAUUUGAAGGACUAUUCUUAGACCCUUUUAAGAAGAUUUAAGAAAAACCACUCAGCCCUGAGUGCGGCGAGGACCCUGUUUGUGGAUGUGGAGGAGCGCGGGCCGGAGGCCAUGGACGUGAAGGAGAGGAAGCCUUAUCGCUCGCUGACCCGGCGCCGCGACGCCGAGCGCCGCUACACCAGCUCGUCCGCGGACAGUGAGGAUGGCAAAGCCCCGCAGAAAUCCUACAGCUCCAGCGAGACCCUGAAGGCCUACGACCAGGACGCCCGUCUCGCCUAUGGCAGCCGCGUCAAGGACAUGGUGCCGCAGGAGGCAGAGGAAUUCUGCCGCGCAGGUGCCAAUUUCACCCUGCGGGAGCUCGGGCUGGGAGAAGUGACGCCCCCUCACGGGACCCUGUACCGGACAGACGUUGGCCUCCCCCACUGCGGCUACUCCAUGGGGGCCGGCUCUGAUGCUGACAUGGAGGCUGACACGGUGCUGUCCCCUGAGCACCCUGUGCGACUGUGGGGCCGGAGCACACGGUCAGGGCGCAGCUCCUGCCUGUCCAGCCGGGCCAACUCCAACCUCACGCUCACCGACACCGAGCACGAAAACACGGAGACUGAUCACCCGGGCGGCCUGCAGAACCACCCGCGGCUCCGGACGCCGCCGCCGCCGCUCUCGCACGCCCACACCCCCAACCAGCACCACGCGGCCUCCAUUAACUCCCUGAACCGGGGCAACUUCACGCCGAGGAGCAACCCUAGCCCGGCCCCCACGGACCAGUCGCUCUCCGGAGAGCCCCCCGCGGGCGGCGCCCAGGAGCCCGCCCACGCCCAGGACAACUGGCUGCUCAACAGCAACAUCCCCCUGGAGACCAGAAACCUAGGCAAGCAGCCAUUCCUAGGGACAUUGCAGGACAACCUCAUUGAGAUGGACAUUCUCGGCGCCUCCCGCCAUGAUGGGGCUUACGGUGACGGGCACUUCCUCUUCAAGCCUGGAGGCACCUCCCCGCUCUUCUGCACCACAUCACCAGGGUACCCACUGACGUCCAGCACAGUGUACUCCCCUCCGCCCCGACCCCUGCCCCGCAGCACCUUCGCCCGGCCAGCUUUUAACCUCAAGAAGCCCUCCAAGUACUGUAACUGGAAGUGCGCAGCCCUGAGCGCCAUUGUCAUCUCAGCCACACUGGUCAUCUUGCUGGCAUACUUUGUGGCCAUGCACCUGUUUGGCCUAAACUGGCACCUGCAGCCGAUGGAGGGGCAGAUGUAUGAGAUCACGGAGGACACAGCCAGCAGUUGGCCUGUGCCAACCGACGUCUCCCUGUACCCCUCAGGGGGCACUGGCUUAGAGACCCCUGACAGGAAAGGCAAAGGAACCGCAGAAGGAAAGCCCAGUAGUUUCUUUCCAGACGACAGUUUCAUAGAUUCUGGAGAAAUUGAUGUGGGGAGACGAGCUUCCCAGAAGAUUCCUCCCGGCACUUUCUGGAGAUCUCAAGUGUUCAUAGACCAUCCUGUGCACCUGAAAUUCAAUGUGUCUCUGGGAAAGGCAGCCCUGGUUGGCAUUUAUGGCAGAAAAGGCCUUCCUCCUUCACAUACACAGUUUGACUUUGUGGAGCUGCUGGAUGGCAGAAGGCUCCUAACUCAGGAGGCGCGGAGCUUGGAGGGGACCCCGCGCCAGUCUCGGGGAGCUGUGCCCCCCUCCAGCCACGAAACAGGCUUCAUCCAGUAUUUGGAUUCAGGAAUCUGGCACCUGGCUUUUUACAAUGAUGGAAAGGAGUCAGAGGUGGUUUCCUUUCUCACCACUGCCAUUGAGUCGGUGGAUAACUGCCCCAGCAACUGCUAUGGCAAUGGCGACUGCAUCUCUGGGACCUGCCACUGCUUCCUGGGUUUCCUGGGCCCUGACUGCGGCAGAGCCUCCUGCCCUGUGCUCUGUAGCGGGAAUGGCCAGUACAUGAAGGGCAGAUGCCUGUGCCACAGUGGCUGGAAAGGCGCCGAGUGCGAUGUGCCCACCAACCAGUGUAUCGAUGUGGCCUGCAGCAACCAUGGGACCUGCAUCAUGGGCACCUGCAUCUGCAACCCUGGCUACAAGGGCGAGAGCUGUGAGGAAGUGGACUGCAUGGACCCUACGUGUUCAGGCCGGGGCGUCUGCGUGAGAGGCGAAUGCCACUGCUCUGUGGGAUGGGGAGGCACCAACUGCGAGACCCCUAGAGCCACAUGCUUAGACCAAUGUUCAGGCCACGGAACCUUCCUCCCCGACACUGGGCUUUGCAGCUGUGAUCCAAGCUGGACUGGACACGACUGUUCUAUCGAGAUCUGUGCUGCUGACUGUGGCGGCCAUGGCGUGUGCAUAGGAGGCACCUGUCGCUGCGAGGAUGGCUGGAUGGGGGCAGCCUGUGACCAGCGGGCCUGCCACCCACGCUGUGCCGAGCAUGGGACCUGCCGUGACGGCAAAUGCGAGUGCAGCCCUGGCUGGAAUGGUGAACACUGCACCAUCGCUCACUAUCUGGAUAGGGUAGUUAAAGAGGGUUGCCCUGGGUUGUGCAAUGGCAAUGGCAGAUGUACCUUAGACCUGAAUGGUUGGCACUGCGUCUGCCAGCUGGGCUGGAGAGGAGCCGGCUGUGACACUUCCAUGGAGACCGCCUGCGGUGACAGCAAAGACAACGAUGGAGAUGGCCUGGUGGACUGCAUGGACCCUGACUGCUGCCUCCAGCCCCUGUGUCAUGUCAACCCACUGUGCCUGGGCUCCCCUGAUCCUCUGGACAUCAUCCAGGAGACACAGGUCCCUGUGUCACAGCAGAACCUACACUCCUUCUAUGACCGCAUCAAGUUCCUGGUGGGCAGAGACAGCACUCACAUAAUCCCCGGGGAGAACCCCUUUGAUGGAGGGCAUGCUUGUGUUAUCCGUGGUCAAGUGAUGACAUCAGAUGGAACCCCCUUGGUUGGUGUGAACAUCAGUUUUGUCAAUAACCCUCUCUUUGGAUAUACAGUCAGCAGGCAAGAUGGCAGCUUUGACUUGGUCACAAAUGGCGGCAUCUCCAUCAUCCUGCGGUUCGAGCGGGCACCUUUCAUCACACAGGAGCACACCCUCUGGCUGCCUUGGGAUCGCUUCUUUGUCAUGGAAACCAUCAUCAUGAGACAUGAGGAAAAUGAGAUUCCCAGCUGUGACCUGAGCAAUUUUGCCCGGCCCAAUCCCGUCGUCUCUCCAUCCCCACUGACGUCCUUCGCCAGCUCCUGUGCAGAGAAAGGCCCCAUCGUGCCAGAAAUUCAGGCUUUGCAGGAGGAAAUCUCUAUCUCUGGCUGCAAGAUGAGGCUGAGCUACCUGAGCAGCCGGACCCCUGGCUACAAAUCUGUCCUGAGGAUCAGCCUCACCCACCCGACCAUCCCCUUCAACCUCAUGAAGGUGCACCUCAUGGUAGCAGUGGAGGGUCGCCUCUUCAGGAAGUGGUUUGCCGCAGCCCCAGACCUGUCCCAUUAUUUCAUUUGGGACAAGACAGACGUCUACAACCAGAAGGUGUUUGGGCUCUCAGAAGCCUUCGUUUCCGUGGGUUAUGAAUAUGAAUCCUGUCCAGAUCUGAUCCUGUGGGAAAAAAGAACAGCAGUGCUGCAGGGCUAUGAAAUUGACGCAUCCAAGCUUGGAGGAUGGAGCCUAGACAAGCAUCAUGCCCUCAACAUUCAAAGUGGCAUCCUGCACAAAGGGAAUGGGGAGAACCAGUUUGUGUCUCAGCAGCCGCCUGUCAUCGGAAGCAUCAUGGGCAAUGGGCGCCGGAGAAGCAUCUCCUGCCCCAGCUGCAAUGGCCUUGCUGAUGGCAACAAGCUCCUGGCCCCAGUGGCCCUCACCUGUGGCUCUGAUGGGAGCCUCUAUGUGGGUGAUUUCAACUACAUUCGUAGGAUCUUCCCCUCUGGAAAUGUCACCAACAUCCUGGAGUUGAGAAAUAAAGAUUUCAGACAUAGUCACAGUCCAGCACACAAAUACUACCUGACCACAGACCCCAUGAGCGGGGCCGUCUUCCUUUCUGACACCAACAGCCGGCGGGUCUUUAAAAUCAAGUCCACCGUGGUGGUGAAGGACCUUGUCAAGAACUCUGAGGUGGUUGCAGGGACAGGUGACCAGUGCCUCCCCUUUGACGACACUCGCUGCGGGGAUGGUGGGAAGGCCACGGAAGCCACACUUACCAAUCCCAGGGGAAUUACAGUAGACAAGUUUGGGCUGAUCUACUUCGUGGAUGGCACCAUGAUCAGACGCAUCGAUCAGAAUGGGAUCAUCUCCACCCUCCUCGGUUCCAAUGAUCUCACAUCAGCCCGGCCGCUCAGCUGUGAUUCUGUCAUGGAUAUUUCCCAGGUUCGCCUGGAGUGGCCCACAGACUUAGCCAUCAACCCGAUGGACAACUCACUUUAUGUCCUGGACAACAAUGUGGUCCUGCAAAUAUCUGAAAACCACCAGGUGCGCAUUGUCGCUGGGAGGCCCAUGCACUGCCAGGUCCCUGGCAUUGACCACUUUCUGCUAAGCAAGGUGGCCAUCCACGCUACCCUGGAGUCGGCCACCGCUUUGGCUGUUUCACACAACGGGGUCCUGUAUAUCGCUGAGACCGAUGAGAAAAAGAUCAACCGCAUCAGGCAGGUCACCACUAGCGGAGAAAUCUCACUUGUUGCAGGGGCCCCCAGUGGCUGUGACUGUAAAAAUGAUGCCAACUGUGACUGUUUUUCCGGAGAUGAUGGUUAUGCCAAGGAUGCAAAGUUGAAUACCCCAUCUUCCUUGGCUGUGUGUGCUGAUGGGGAGCUCUAUGUGGCAGACCUUGGGAAUAUCCGAAUUCGGUUUAUCCGGAAGAACAAGCCAUUCCUCAAUACCCAGAACAUGUAUGAGCUGUCUUCACCAAUUGACCAGGAGCUCUAUCUGUUUGAUACCACUGGCAAGCACCUGUACACCCAAAGCCUGCCCACGGGAGACUACCUGUACAACUUCACCUACACUGGGGAUGGUGAUGUCACACUCAUCACAGACAACAAUGGCAACAUGGUAAAUGUCCGCCGAGACUCUACUGGGAUGCCCCUCUGGCUGGUGGUCCCAGAUGGCCAGGUAUACUGGGUGACUAUGGGCACCAACAGUGCACUCAAGAGUGUGACCACACAAGGACACGAGUUGGCCAUGAUGACAUACCACGGCAAUUCUGGCCUUCUGGCAACCAAAAGCAAUGAAAAUGGAUGGACAACAUUUUAUGAGUACGACAGCUUUGGCCGCCUGACAAAUGUGACCUUCCCUACUGGCCAGGUGAGCAGUUUCCGAGGUGAUACAGACAGUUCAGUGCAUGUCCAGGUAGAGACCUCCAGCAAGGAUGAUGUCACCAUAACCACCAACCUGUCUGCCUCAGGUGCCUUCUACACACUGCUGCAAGACCAAGUCCGGAACAGCUACUACAUCGGGGCCGACGGCUCCCUGCGGCUGCUGCUGGCUAACGGCAUGGAGGUGGCGCUACAGACCGAGCCCCACUUGCUGGCUGGCACUGUCAACCCCACCGUGGGCAAGAGGAAUGUCACGCUGCCCAUCGACAAUGGCCUCAACCUGGUGGAGUGGAGGCAGCGCAAGGAGCAGGCUCGGGGCCAGGUCACUGUCUUCGGGCGCCGGCUGCGGGUUCACAACCGAAAUCUCCUGUCUCUGGACUUUGACCGCGUAACACGCACAGAGAAGAUCUAUGAUGACCACCGCAAGUUCACCCUUCGGAUCCUGUACGACCAGGCAGGGCGGCCCAGCCUCUGGUCACCCAGCAGCAGGCUGAAUGGUGUCAAUGUGACAUACUCCCCUGGGGGUCACAUUGCUGGCAUCCAGAGAGGCAUCAUGUCUGAAAGAAUGGAGUAUGACCAGGCAGGCCGCAUCACGUCCAGGAUCUUCGCUGAUGGGAAAACAUGGAGCUACACAUACUUAGAGAAGUCCAUGGUGCUGCUACUACACAGCCAGAGGCAGUAUAUCUUUGAGUUCGACAAGAAUGACCGCCUCUCUUCUGUGACGAUGCCCAACGUGGCGCGGCAGACGCUGGAGACCAUCCGCUCAGUAGGGUACUACAGAAACAUCUACCAGCCCCCUGAGGGCAAUGCCUCAGUCAUACAGGACUUCACUGAGGAUGGGCAGCUCCUCCACACCUUCUACCUGGGCACCGGCCGUAGGGUGAUAUACAAGUAUGGCAAACUGUCGAAGCUGGCGGAGACACUGUACGACACCACCAAGGUCAGCUUUACCUAUGACGAAACGGCAGGCAUGCUGAAGACCAUCAACCUGCAGAACGAGGGCUUCACCUGCACCAUCCGCUACCGUCAGAUCGGGCCCCUGAUCGACCGGCAGAUCUUCCGCUUCACUGAGGAAGGCAUGGUCAACGCCCGUUUUGACUACAACUAUGACAACAGCUUCCGGGUGACCAGCAUGCAGGCUGUGAUCAACGAGACCCCACUGCCCAUCGAUCUCUAUCGCUAUGAUGAUGUGUCAGGCAAGACGGAGCAGUUUGGGAAGUUUGGUGUCAUCUACUAUGACAUUAACCAGAUCAUCACCACAGCUGUUAUGACCCACACCAAGCAUUUUGAUGCAUAUGGGAGGAUGAAGGAGGUGCAGUAUGAGAUCUUCCGCUCACUCAUGUACUGGAUGACUGUCCAGUAUGAUAACAUGGGGCGAGUAGUGAAGAAGGAGCUGAAGGUAGGACCCUACGCCAAUACCACCCGCUACUCCUAUGAGUACGAUGCCGAUGGCCAACUGCAGACAGUCUCCAUCAACGACAAACCACUCUGGCGCUACAGCUAUGACCUCAAUGGGAACCUGCACUUACUGAGCCCUGGGAACAGUGCACGGCUCACACCACUACGGUACGACCUCCGCGACCGCAUCACUCGGCUAGGUGACGUGCAGUACAGGAUGGACGAGGAUGGCUUCCUGAGGCAGCGGGGUGGUGAUAUCUUUGAGUACAAUUCAGCUGGCCUACUCAUCAAGGCCUACAACCGGGCUGGCAGCUGGAGCGUCAGGUACCGCUACGACGGCCUGGGGCGGCGGGUGUCCAGCAAGAGCAGCCACGGCCACCACCUGCAGUUCUUCUAUGCAGACCUGACCAGCCCCACCAAGGUCACCCACCUCUACAACCACUCCAGCUCGGAGAUCACCUCCCUCUACUAUGACUUGCAAGGACACCUCUUUGCCAUGGAGCUGAGCAGUGGUGACGAGUUUUACAUAGCUUGUGACAAUAUCGGGACUCCUCUUGCUGUCUUUAGUGGAACAGGUUUGAUGAUCAAGCAAAUCCUAUACACAGCCUAUGGGGAGAUCUACAUGGACACCAACCCCAACUUUCAGAUCAUCAUAGGCUACCACGGUGGCCUCUAUGAUCCACUCACCAAGCUUGUCCACAUGGGCCGGCGAGAUUACGAUGUGCUGGCUGGACGCUGGACUAGCCCAGACCACGAGCUGUGGAAGCACCUUAGUAGCAGCAACAUCAUGCCUUUUAACCUCUACAUGUUUAAAAACAACAACCCCAUCAGCAACUCUCAGGACAUCAAGUGCUUCAUGACAGAUGUUAACAGCUGGCUGCUCACCUUUGGAUUCCAGCUACACAACGUGAUCCCUGGUUAUCCCAAACCAGACAUGGAUGCCAUGGAACCCUCCUACGAGCUCAUCCACACACAGAUGAAAACCCAGGAGUGGGACAACAGCAAGUCUAUCCUCGGGGUACAGUGUGAAGUACAGAAGCAGCUCAAGGCCUUCGUCACCUUAGAACGCUUUGACCAGCUCUAUGGCUCCACGAUCACCAGCUGCCAGCAGGCCCCAAAGACCAAGAAGUUUGCAUCCAGCGGCUCAGUCUUUGGCAAGGGGGUCAAGUUCGCCUUAAAGGAUGGUCGAGUGAACACAGACAUCAUCAGUGUGGCCAACGAGGAUGGGCGAAGGGUUGCUGCCAUCUUGAACAAUGCUCACUACCUAGAGAACCUGCACUUCACCAUUGAUGGGGUGGACACCCAUUACUUUGUGAAACCAGGGCCUUCAGAAGGUGACCUGGCCAUCCUGGGCCUCAGUGGGGGGCGGCGAACCCUGGAGAAUGGGGUCAACGUCACUGUGUCCCAGAUCAACACAAUGCUUAAUGGCAGGACUAGACGCUACACAGACAUCCAGCUCCAGUACGGGGCACUGUGCUUAAACACACGCUACGGGACAACAUUGGACGAGGAGAAGGCGCGGGUCCUGGAGCUAGCCCGGCAGAGAGCCGUGCGCCAGGCGUGGGCCCGCGAGCAGCAGAGACUGCGGGAAGGGGAGGAAGGCCUGCGGGCCUGGACAGAGGGGGAGAAGCAGCAGGUGCUGAGCACAGGGCGGGUGCAAGGCUAUGACGGCUUCUUCGUGAUCUCUGUUGAGCAGUACCCAGAACUGUCGGACAGCGCCAACAACAUCCACUUCAUGAGACAGAGCGAGAUGGGCCGGAGGUGACAGAGAGGGCCAAGGCCUGGACUUCUUGCCAAAGACAGCUACUCUUUUGUGGCCACAUACCUGACUGUGUUGUACUUUAAAAAAAUGAUUUUUUUAACAAGUGCAGAAAACAAAAAGAUACUGGUUGCAUUGUAACUCAUGCAACAUCCUUUUUUUUAGAAAAGAGAAACACAAAUUUGGCCUUCGCACAUUUUUUGCAAAGAACAGGAGGUAUUUUUUUCUGUAGUGUGAUCACAAUGAAAACUUGAUUGUCGUUUGUUCCCUUUUUCCUUGAGGGUUUUUCCCCUUGUCGUUUGGGGUAUGUAUCUCCUCUCUGAGACACAUCUCCUGGGGUGUGUCCUUGUCUGUCCCUAGGUACCCAGUGUGAUGUGGGACAUGAAUGUCUGUGCUAACUUGUCUCUUGUGCAACCCUUUCUUCUUCAAUUGGGGUCGGGCAGGAGUAAAGGGAGUGAGGGGCCAGCACAACACACCUUCCAAGGGGGCCUGGGAGGACCUGCGGCACCUUGGCUGGACUCUGCGGAAGAGUGGUGGGUUUCUUCUCACCGUGUUCUGUGCCUCCAGAGGACCACAGAUGGCUUCAUCUUGCUCAAGGGAAUUUCAUGGUGGUGUUCAGCACCUUUUUUAAGCUGCCCCAAACUCCUGUCCAAGCUUUCUAUUUUGAUGCGAAAUGAAACCCCCUACCCCUUUGGCAAAUCUCAUGUAGUUGUCAGUGCCACCACCAUGCUGGGAUAGAGAAAGUGUCUCCCAGGUCCUUUCUCCCAGAACGGUGACAUAACGUCCUGGGCUUAGCACCCCAUCCUCCCGGGAGGGAAAGCACCCAGGAUGCCUGUGAUUGGUUGGUCCUCCAUGAUGUUCCUGUUCAUCUCGUCCUCUCUCCCAAAGCCAGAUGUGAGAACCAGCACUGCACAGCAAGCCCUCAGUGUAGGCACCAUGUCCACGGAAGGGAAGGCCACCCAUGGCAAAGGGAUGGCAGUGGUGGCGAGGAUACUAGCCUGCCUUCCAAGGUGAAGCCCACUCUCUGACUUUGAGUAUCUUCCCUCCACUGCCCAGCUGCCACCACUGAGACGUAGGAAUGUGGAGGGAGGUUCUUGGUGGCCUUUGAUUCUGGAAAAAUGCAUAAGAAAAAAAAAACAGCCAAAGAGAGGAAGGCAUGAGUCAAGCAUCCUUCUAACCAGCUCCUGAAGUCCCGUCUGCCUCCAUGUACAAGCUGAUUGCAGAGCUGGAAUGGGGCAGGAUGGGCUUCAAGGACGUUUCUUAAGUUCUGAAACAGCUUUCCCUUCAGAGAAGCCCAACCAGGGUGUUUUUUAGUGACAGGAAGAAAGGAGGAAAGAGCUGAUGUGGUGUGGCCUGCCCGUGUCAUACAACCCCUCCAGGAGCAGGGUAGUUCCCAAGGUGGGUGCUCGUGGAUCUGGGAGGCCAGGCUAGCGUGGUUCCUGUGAAGACUUGUGCCUCCGUCAUCAGGGAGGGGCCUGAGCCCUCUCAGGAGCAGGGACAGCACCCCCAAGCCGAGGCAGCAGCCAGCAGGCUGGGGGAGCAGUGAGGGCAGGGGGAAUCACAGCCAGAGCUGGGAGCCCCUUGUUCAAGGAUUCCAUUCCUGGUUCAUCCACCUAAUUACUAUUGUCGUUACCACUCACAAGAGGAUCUGGGAGACGGGAGGGGAAGCCAAAUGCUUCCUUUUAAGCUGGGCUUCUUAGAAAAUGGAACUUUUAUGGGUUACAUUUACAUUAAGUGUGGAAAAUGAAUUCUGAGUCUGAGCUAUUCCCCGUGGAAACCUUGUUGGACUGAUAAGCUCAUGGCACCUUUAUAGCCUUACUCACAGAGUCUUCAGAAUAUUACACAAGUUAAUGAAACUGAGAAGGUCUCUGACUGCAUGAGAAUCGGAGCAGCAUAUAGUCUGGGUUCUGCCUGGCAGAGGGAGGCAUCCAAAACUUCUCCGGAGAGGAGGUGUCGCCUUACGUCAUCCCACUGGGAUGAGAGGAUGUGUUUCUCUAAGUGCUCUUCCUGUUUCCAAAAAGUCACACUGCCGCAGCAGUGCACCUUGGCCUGCCUGUCCACUGGUUGCCCGUUUCCCCUGGAUCCAGAGCUCUACUGAGUCAGAUACAGUGCUCCCCAGGCCUGCUAUGUGAGACAUGAGCUGGAGAUGGGGGCUCCCAUCUGGCAGGAUCGUUCUUGGAUGAGAUGGAAAACAGUUUGGCCUAAAGAACAUGAGUUUUAUUCUUCAGAAGGGACUUAGGCCUCUCAGAAUGUACUCUUCAUACCAAGGGCCCUUGGGCAAAGCACUUCUGCCCAGUUGAUCAGUCCCAUCCUGGCUGGCCAACAUCAGUGAAGACCUGCUGGAUAUCUGCUCAGAGGUCAGAGACAGCAUGUGGUCCACAGGAACCAGCUCCCUACACCUGUCCCUCCUCCAUAGCCCCCUCCCCAAAGGAACAGGGUAGACGUUUACGGAUCAGAACCGGAGAAUUAAUGGGUCUUUCAUUUCUUUUUUUUUUUUUUCCCAUGGAGAUGGGAUCUCACUAUGUUGCCUAGGCUGAUCUGUAACUUCCGGCCUCAGGUGGCCCGCCUUGGCCUCCCAAAGUGCUGGGGUUACAGGUAUGAGCCACUGUACCUGGUCUGAAUGUUUGUUUCUUUAAAGGAUCUUAUAUUUUUCCUGGGCUACAUACCACCAUAGCAGCCCAGUUUCUGUGGGGAGAGAAGUUGAAGGAUCCCGAAACUUUAGAGAAAGGAUCUCAGCUGUGGUACAGGCAGUGUUAUGCACCUCACUUUCACAUUGCUGCUGUUGUAUUGAAGAUGGUGCUUCUGGCCUUGGCACUUUAGAGUUGGUUUCCAUUUGGGCUGCAGGUGACUCAUUGCCUCCCCUCUCGAGCUGUCCUCCUGCUGAGUCCAACAGUUCCAACCCCAUGGCAAGGGAGGGUUUGAAGUCCUAAGACAGGGUUCCCUGUGCCUACGUAACAGGCUCUAAGCAUCAACUCCCAUCCUGAGCGCACAGGCCCUUCUGACACUAACCAGCCAAAUCUGUUCAUUCAUUAGAGUGACCAGACCUCCCUCACCUGCCCAGCUGUAUGAUCCUACAGGACGCUGGCCUCUGACCCUAGUGAAGGUUUAUUUUCAAACAGUUACUGCCCUGCACAGCCACCAGCUGGUCCCGCAUCCUCAGCCCCUAUACCACCACCUUAAAUAGGACUUAACUGAUUCCCCACCUUUCUUUUUUGUAGGAUGAGAUUUCCUUUUUACCCCCAGCCCUCCACUCCAAACAGACAUUGUUGGAGGGCAGAGCUAGGACAACUGGAGGAAGGGGAAGGCAUGUCAGUCAGUUACUUCCCUGCCAGCCUCUGAUCCUCAUCUCUCAGAAUUGUUGGCUAAGAAUUAACCCAAGGACCACACCAGUGCCUGAUUUCUACUUGGGGAUAGAGAAUUGGAAAUAAUCCCUAAGGAACUUACCGAGGGUGAGAAUGGCCAGGAGGUGUGCGUCCAGAUAACCAGGAGGGGGCGCAGAAGAGGAUGGAGAGGCAGACCGGGCAGUGUUUUAUAGACACAGAACACAGAAUCAGCAUUUAAAAAAAGAAGAAAAACAAACCUUCUCAGCUGUGACUUUAAAGUAUCACCUUUAUAGAUGGCAGGGAUUUCCAUUAUGGAAAGAUGAGGCUUUCAAUGUGAUUAUCUUAGAAUACCGUUUUGCCACUUGCAGCCUUAUAUUUGUGGUGGCCACGUGGUGAGGGUAGUGAUGCUGAGGUUUCUGCCCAGGAUUGAGCUUUUGAGCUCUCGGCAGGUCCCAGGCUUGGGGAUUUGAGCAUCCACUGCUCAGAAUCCAGGCUAUUCUCCACUCCUCACAGCAGCCACUAAGCCCAGGAGCCGGUCCUGGCCCAGAGACACAUCUCCUGAGGGAUCCCAGAAAGAACCCAGUCUCGCCUUUCCCUUGGGGUCCUCGUUAGAAUGAAAACCCCUCUGUUAAGGCACAUCAUUCCCAGUUAGAUUUAUACACUUGUCUAUAUUUUAUUGGAGGAAAUGGAAUUAAAAAAGAACUCUGCAGUUCAAGACCCUUUUAUUUAACCUUCCAAAAACAGCAAAUUCAUUUUAAAGACUCAUUGCUGAGGUGAUAGAAACUUUAUCCUCUCCAGCCUUUACAUUUGCAAAAACCAUCCUUGUGUACUUGACUGCCCCAUACAGUGGUGACACUUAGGUUUCAUUAUGAAUGUGGAGGAUCAGAGUUGGGGGAGGCCCAGGCGAGGGCCAAUGUUGUGUUUCUUACCCCCUCUGGAAUGCCAAAGGCAAGCUACUAGCCGACCUCCUGGUCCCCGAGAAAAUGUGAUUUAUUCUGAGGGCGAACUGCCAAGGGGAGAACUCAGCCUGGAGCAGCUCAGCCAUCCUGGCAGGAGCUGAGCCACAGGUGUCUGGCGGGGCCCCAGCGGCGCUGGAUUCACCCAACACCAGAAUCCCACUUUUCUAAAUCCACCUGUUGUUCUGAGGACCUCUGAACCCACAGCUUCGGCAAAAGGAGUCUGUACCAAGCUGCCUCUGGACAACCAACACUAGAGACUCUGGCCUUACCAUGUGGCAAUCAUUUUCCUGAAGUCUGGAACUAAUUUUGAGAAGUUUUUUUCUCAACACUUUUGUGUUUCUAACACUGUAUCUUGACUGUGUAAAUACCAACAAGGCUGUAAAUAAAUGCAGAUGUAGAUACCUUCUAGAAAAAAAAAAGCAUAAAAACAAAACCAGAAGAGAUCCCGUGUAGCCUUCGUUGACAAAUAAAAGACUAUUUUGUGUUUAAA
Cebus imitator (Panamanian white-faced capuchin) is the source of this 13856-nucleotide messenger RNA. It is a transcript of the gene TENM4, whose product is annotated as teneurin transmembrane protein 4. Gene Ontology annotation, cellular component: neuron projection; membrane. Bases 781 to 9090 code for a protein of 2769 amino acids. NCBI's taxonomy places the organism in Eukaryota, Metazoa, Chordata, Mammalia, Primates, Cebidae. Gene Ontology annotation, biological process: heterophilic cell-cell adhesion; neuron development; signal transduction. The transcript is spliced from 34 exons. Gene Ontology annotation, molecular function: protein heterodimerization activity; cell adhesion molecule binding; protein homodimerization activity. The record is from RefSeq and is a predicted model, not a curated record.